AUGGAGGACGAAGAAGACGACUUCUACGAUCCCAUAGAUUCUGUGCCGGCUGGCCAGGCACAGAACAACGCCAACAAUGCUGCCCCAGAGCAACAAGAGGACUACGAGUAUGAGGAAGAGGAAGAGGUCGAGGAUGAUGAUGAUGAUUUCAAUAUCAUUACAGAAGCGCCCGCUGACGCGCCACCCCCCGAGAUCUCUCAUCCACGCCAUGCGAGCUUAAGACAAGAGCCACAGCGACCUCCCUCAGCAGAUUCAUCAAUAAUCUCCAAGUCCGCGACAUCUACUGCUACUCCACACCUCGAUGUCUCUACUCCCGUGCCCGCGAGUACAGCCGCCGCAACCGCGAAACAAGCCGGGCCGCUGAGACCAGGCUCAUCCUACCCAGCUAUCCACACAUCUACAAUCGACGUCAAUGGAAAUCCAGUUCAUCCGACAACGGGAAAGACUAUUAUGGCAACUGAUAUGGAUGCCGACUUCCCUACAGACGACAAGCCCUGGCGACGCCCCGGGACCGAUAUCACAGACUUCUUCAACUACGGCUUUGACGAGUUCACAUGGGUCAGCUACUGCUUGAAGCAGCAAGAGGUGCGCAAGGAAGUUGGAGAUCAAAAGAAACAAAUGGACGACAUGUCAUCCUUCCUGGGUAUGGGGAUGCCCCCAAUGCCGAGUGCAACCCCGGGCCCUGCUGCACCAGGUCCCGGUGCACCACCCAUGCCUGGUAUGCCGGGCAUGCCAGAUAUGAACCCAGAUAUGAUGCAGGGCAUGUUGGCGUCUAUGAUGGCCCAGGGGCUUGAUCCGUCAACUAUGGACCCAAUGGCGUUCAUGCAACACGCGCAGACGAUGAUGGGUGGUCAACCCGGUGGAGGCCAGCAAGGGCAACCUGGCUUUGGAGGCCAAGGCCAGGGCCAGGGCUUUGGACAAGGAGGACAAGGCCAGAUGGGAUACGGAGGCUAUGAGCCGCGCGGGAAUUAUGGUGGUGGUCGCGGACGUGGCCGCAGAUGGUAA
Messenger RNA from Penicillium daleae, 1005 nucleotides. RefSeq names its product cleavage polyadenylation factor subunit FIP1 (gene fip1). Gene Ontology annotation, cellular component: mRNA cleavage and polyadenylation specificity factor complex. The record is from RefSeq and is a predicted model, not a curated record. The transcript has 3 exons. Bases 1 to 1005 code for a protein of 334 amino acids. NCBI's taxonomy places the organism in Eukaryota, Fungi, Ascomycota, Eurotiomycetes, Eurotiales, Aspergillaceae. Gene Ontology annotation, molecular function: RNA binding.